Juglans microcarpa x Juglans regia is the source of this 1206-nucleotide messenger RNA. Its product is annotated as chloroplast envelope quinone oxidoreductase homolog. The coding region runs from base 87 to 1076 and encodes 329 amino acids. Gene Ontology annotation, molecular function: oxidoreductase activity. The transcript has 4 exons. The record is from RefSeq and is a predicted model, not a curated record. Lineage: Eukaryota; Viridiplantae; Streptophyta; Magnoliopsida; Fagales; Juglandaceae.
AUUUGCCGUUACCACCGCUAAACUUUCGAAUUAAAUUCAGACCCUAUCUCACUCUACCUCUACACACCGAUUUCUCGUCUGCGAGUAUGGCAGGAAAGCUUAUGCAUGCGGUUCAGUACUUUGGCUAUGGUGGAGGACCUGCUGGUUUGAAGCAUGUUGAAGUUCCAGUUCCCACUCCAAAAAAGGAUGAGCUCUUGCUAAAACUGGAAGCAAUUAGUCUAAAUCCAGUUGAUUGGAAAAUUCAGAAAGGCAUUCUGCGGCCUUUGUUGCCUCGCAGGUUCCCUCACGUGCCUGGUACUGAUGUGGCAGGAGAGGUCGUAGAGGUUGGUCCGGGGGUCAAAAGUUUCAAAGCCGGUGACAAAGUCGUAGCUAUGCUUAACCAUGCUGAUGGAGGUGGAUUAGCUGAGUUUGCUGUGGCCAAGGAGAGGCUAACAGUUGCUAGGCCACCUGAAGUUUCAGCAGCUGAAGGUGCAGGCUUACCUGUAGCCGGUCUUACAGCUCACCAGGCGCUCACCCAAUCAGCUGGGAUCAAGCUUGAUGGGAGUGGCGAGCAGCUAAACAUUCUGGUCACUGCUGCCUCAGGUGGUGUGGGUCACUAUGCAGUUCAACUGGCAAAGCUUGGAAACACACACGUGACUGCCACUUGUGGGUCCCGCAAUAUCGACUUUGUCAAGAGAUUAGGGGCUGACGAGGUUCUCGACUACAAGACCCCCGAGGGGGCAGCUCUGAAGAGCCCAUCCGGUCGGAAGUAUGAUAUUGUGGUCCACUGUGCAACAGGCAUUCCUUGGUCAACUUUUGAGCCUAAUCUGGCUCCAAAUGGGAAGGUCUUAGAUUUAACUCCCGGACCAAGUGCCUUAUUGACUUUUGCUAUAAAGAAACUUACCUUCUCCAAGAAGCAGUUGUUACCCGUAUUACUAAUUUCCAAGGGUGGGAACCUGGAUUAUCUCGUUAAGUUGCUGAAGGAAGAUAAACUUGAAACUGUAAUUGACUCGAAGCAUUCCCUGAGCAAGGCUGAAGAUGCGUGGGCUAAGAGUAUUGAUGGCCAUGCUACUGGGAAGAUCGUCGUGGAACCUUGAAUAGAUGUAUGACAUGCUUUGAACCUGUAAAUGUUAUGCACUUAAGGUUAAGGGGUUUGUCUAUAGGUUAUUUUACUAAUGAAUACAAAGAAAACUAGAUAUAUGCAGCUGAAUGAGGCAUUUGACCUGA